Prunus armeniaca (apricot) is the source of this 315-nucleotide messenger RNA. Lineage: Eukaryota; Viridiplantae; Streptophyta; Magnoliopsida; Rosales; Rosaceae. The record is from the annotation of a GenBank genome assembly.
AUGGUCGGACCCGACGUUGCUGACCCGAGGCGUGUGUGUGGACGCUGUUUCCUCGCCGAACAGGCGCAGUUCCACCCGCCUGGUACAGCUAGAGUCUCUGGUGGCCUUCUUCUAGGCCCUCCGGCCUGGUUUUGGUCCUGGAUGGCAUCAGUCUCGUUCAGGAGCAGUUCUAUCUUGGCUUCAAGGGCGUUCAACCAUGAUCUUUCGGCCUUUCGUCGUUUCAUGAUUUUCUGGCUGAGGGUUCCAGGGGUGGAGGUUCCCGUCAUUUUCCGGCUCAACAUGUUGGUAGUGAAGUUGCUAAUGCGUAACCUUUGA